AUCUUCCACUCCUUUGUGUCUUACGUCAUUUACGAGAGGCUGAGGUAGUGGACAGACCUGCUCAAUUUAACGGACGCGUGUUAGGACUUUUUCCUAUUAAUACCUGCCUCCAUCCAUGCUCCCCUCGCCAUAGCUCCGCGCCACCAUGUCCGCCCCCGAGACCAGCGCAGCAGACGCGCUGCCCAAACCCGCACGCGACCCUGCCGAAUCCACGUCCAACCCUGACCACCUUCGCCCCCAACGUCCCUCGCAGCCCAGCUCCAGCUCCGACGACUGGAGCGCCGUCCACUCGGGUGUGUCGGACAGCGAGAACUACGACGAGAAGCAAUAUGAGGCAGAGGCCAUCGUAAAAGGAAGCAAGGGAGGAGGGUUGUCGCAAGAUGAAGGAAUCGUCGCGACGGGAAGCGAUCACCAAACCGUGAUUGGCAAGGAGACCUCGCCUCAGCCGUCGUACGAAGACGUCCGCACCCCCGCCGGGGAGCCUAGCGACUCGCCAUUUGGGAGGAGGAAGAGCGUACAGGUCACCAUUGAUCGGACCGCCAAGAAGGGGAAGUACGUAUUGACGGCCGAUGAUCCCGAGAUCCGCCGCAUCCUCCGCUAUGGUAUCGACAAGGAGAUGGCCGAACAAGAUCCCAACCGGAAGCGCCGGGCUAGAUUCCGGGAUUUGGUUUUCACGCGCCAGUUCACUACCUUUGACAGGCAGAACUCGCUCAGCUAUGACUCGCCUUUCCGCGGAUUCUUCACUCUCUUCUGGCUGGCCAUGGCCCUGUUGUUGAUAAGAGUUGCGUCGAAGAACUGGAGGACACAGGGUAGUGUCUUUGGAGGCAACGAGAUCUGGAACAUGAUGUUCGAGCGGGAUGUCGCGGUUCUGGGGCUCACGGAUGGCGUCAUGUAUGCCGCGACAGCGGCCGGCUUUCUCUUGCAGAAAGCAGUCGCUAAAGGCGUUCUGACUUGGGACCACUCCGGAUACAUUAUCCAGCACGUAUGGCAGACAUUCUAUCUUUUCGCUGUCUUGUGUUGGACCGUGUACCGCGAAUGGCCCUGGACGCACACUAUAUUCAUUGUGCUCCAUUGCAUAGCUUUCUUGAUGAAGCAGCACAGUUACUCCUUCUACAACGGCUACCUGUCUCUGGUCUACCGACGGAAGCAGCUGCUGGAGGGUAAGCUCGACGAGCUCAGUCAAAAGCAGCCAGAUGCCUCCUCUCGGCCAACUAGCCCCAUAGCGACUUCUUUCGAAUUGCCCAAAGAAGGCACCCUUCACAAGCGCCGUCGUUCGUCCAUGACCAAUUCCUCCACGAACUUGCUUAAGGAGAAGUCCGCGGUCUCGACGAUUGCGGCGUCCAUUGAGUCUGGAGAGCCCCUUGACCAAGAACAGCUCGAUGCCUUUUCUCGGGUCAUCAAGGACGAGAUCGAGAGUCUCACGGUCGAGCUCAGGGGCAAGUCUACAUCCGACAAGAACGCCUACCCCAACAACUUGACGUUCGCCAACUUUGCCGACUGGAGCGUCCUGCCCACCCUCGUCUACGAGCUUGAGUACCCCCGCCAGGAGCGUAUCAACUGGUGGUACGUUGCGGAGAAGACGGCGGCGACCUUUGGCGUCAUCUGGGUCAUGAUGGUCAUCUCACAAGCGUACAUCUACCCACCGGUAGCCGAGACGGUGCGAAUGAAGGAAGCGGGCAUGACGCUGCAAGAGCGGACGGCCGAGUUCCCAUGGAUCGUCAGCGACAUGCUGUUCCCGCUGCUGCUGGAGCAGCUGCUGUCGUGGUACGUCAUCUGGGAGUGUCUGCUGAACGUGCUGGCGGAGCUCACGCGCUUCGCGGACCGCGGCUUCUACGGCGACUGGUGGAACAGCGUGUCGUGGGACCAGUACGCGCGCGACUGGAACCGGCCGGUGCACAACUUCCUGCUACGCCACGUCUACCACUCGUCCAUCUCGACGUUCCACCUCAGCAAGGGCAGCGCCACGUUCGUCACCUUCUUGCUCAGCGCCCUCGUCCAUGAACUCGUCAUGCUGUGCUUGUUCAAGAAGGUCCGCGGCUACCUCUUCGCCAUGCAGUUGCUGCAGCUGCCCCUGGUCUCGCUGAGCCGCACCCCUUUGCUCAAGGGCAGAAACGUCCUCGGCAACGUCGUCUUCUGGAUUGGCCUUUUUGUCGGCCCGAGCGUCUUGACGAGCUUGUAUCUUAUUGUUUAGGGCCUACAGUUGGCCAUGGAGCUGAGCUGUGGCUCGUUAGAUCUUAGAUCUCCGCUCUAGAAUUUGAUCUUUGUUUUUGGGAGGCUUCUCUUGUGUCUUUCAAACGUUGUGAAU
Messenger RNA from Aplosporella prunicola CBS 121167, 2305 nucleotides. RefSeq lists its product as uncharacterized. Lineage: Eukaryota; Fungi; Ascomycota; Dothideomycetes; Botryosphaeriales; Aplosporellaceae. The transcript has 2 exons. The record is from RefSeq and is a predicted model, not a curated record. Gene Ontology annotation, biological process: ergosterol metabolic process. Gene Ontology annotation, molecular function: ergosterol O-acyltransferase activity. Gene Ontology annotation, cellular component: endoplasmic reticulum membrane. Bases 146 to 2191 code for a protein of 681 amino acids.